AUAUCCUUAGUACGGUUGGCACUCUUGCCAAUCGCGCUGGCUGGCAGCGCCCCGGAAGAGCUUGGUACUAGGCAGCUUUGUUGCCAUUAUAGCAAACUCCACGGAACAGGCCGUCCGCGUUGUGUAUGGGAGCUGUUUAUAGCAGGUUUCGUAAUAUGGCGUCCACAAUCAACUCUGAGGAGCCCCAGACUGCCACACCAUGGAGGUUCACCGACGGGGAGAAGAUAGCGUCGCUAAACAGCCGCUUUCGUGUGAACAUGUGCUUCAAGAACCGGACAAGCCGUGACAUCGAGGCCUUCUGGCUAAACUUUGAAGGCAAGGAGGUCUCCUAUGGUAUCGCGAAGCCAGGAAUGACCUUGCUGCUUUACACUUACCUGAGCCACCCUUGGGUUUUUCGCUUCAAAGACGACGGAGCAGAAGCUUUGGUCGUCCACGGAAAGACGGUUGCAUGGCCAAGCCAUGUCCAGCAGUUCGCAGACGUUGUCGAGGCGCCCCUUCUCGAAUGGAGCCCUUCGACCCACGCGACUGAUUUCCGUAAGCGGGCUCCCGGUUUUGCGCACGACGUUCAAAACCUGCUACGAGCUUACUACGCGCAGCGGAAGCACACCGGCCGACUUGGCAGUGACGGCGGCAGCCGCAGCGGAGGGAAGAGCCGCCGCAGCAGUGUCGGUGGCAUGGCAGAAGACCCGUCCCCAACUGGUGCACUCUCGGGCUGCUUCGGAGGAAAGAUGUGGCAUUGGAGAGGUCACGAGGAAUGCCUUGCAUUGCCUUCCGCACUAGUCAACCAGGGCGAGUGCAUGCAAGAAACGACUAGUGUCGCAACACCGCGGGCGUCUUCAACUGAAGAGCUGGGCUUGUUAGGCAGUUUACCAUUUGACAUCAUCCUCGAGAUCGCCGCCCACAUGGCCCCAAAGCUGCAUGUAGAGCUGCCGAUGCACAAGGACGAUGCUGAGAUCAUGCCACGGGACGUGCGACCUGGACACGGACCGAUAGCUUUCUUGGCUGCGAAGCUCCUCGGUCCAUCGCCGCCACCGGCACCCAACGUGGCACCCGGUGCCUGGUUUGCUGCCGGCAUGGCCCACGACGCUCAGGGUGUCGGCCCGCUAGCUGUUGGCGCGGGCAUAGGCGCUUUCUUUGCUAAUGGAGCUGUUCCGGCAGGUGGUGCGCAAGAACAGCAAGCCGGCCAGGCCGUCGACGAGCAAGCGGUGUCGGAGGUCGUGAAGUACAUGGAGGCGGUGGCGCUGGCCGAAUUGGCAGUGGGGCACGCUGAGGCGAUGCACCGGGAGCAGCUUGAGCAAGCGCCGGUGCUGCUGGCCCGAGUGCAGGCAGAAAUGGCUGCUGCAUUAAAGGCCGCUGCGGAUGCAGCGCAGCCGGCGGCGCAGGCGGAAGCGGCACAGGUUGAGCAGCAAGGCGCCGUCGCGCACGAUGCCCAGCAAGGCCCCGACAACGGCGGUGUUGUGGACCAAGUACCAGGCUUGGAGCCCAUAAUGGAGGACACUGACGAUAGCGAGGUGGUAGAUGAUGAUGAGUACGGCACUGGUGACGAGGGAGAUGUCGCCUAAGGCAUGCUCGGUAAACGCUCAACACUGCUUGCUGACGGCAUGCGGCGCGCAAUCUAUGCGAACAGCGCUGCAUCUGCUAUGUAUGUGAUAUUGCUAACACCAGGGGCGAGCGAGCUGAUGUAUGAAUCACGCUCUUGCAGGUUUUCGUAUGAGCCACGGCAGUGGCGAGUGAUACCGUGUUUCGCAGACCUGCAGGUUUUGUGCAUGCUAGUGGGUUGGUGCUUGAUGGACAGUAUGUAUUUGACAAACAAGUUCGACGCAGUGAUCUCUUGUUUGACCUAAACUUAAUAUUCAUCUCAUAGUGUUUAGUUUCUCUGCCAUAUCCCUAAAUUUUACACAUCAAUGUGAUCCUGAUGCAUCUUACAAACCGUUUGUACUGCAAAGACCCCUGUGAGGGAUAGGUACCCGUGUGAUAGACGAGUUUUGUAUGCGCUUGAUAACGUUCCUCCAGCUGCAAUGAGAGACCCGAUAGUCUGCCUGUGCCGAACCAUAUUCACAGUUUUGGGAAAACACAUUUCCGCUUCCAUGGAGGUCAAGCAAGUGAAUCGCCGAUGUAAGCGUUGGUUUGCCCG
This is a messenger RNA of Astrephomene gubernaculifera, 2134 nucleotides long. NCBI's taxonomy places the organism in Eukaryota, Viridiplantae, Chlorophyta, Chlorophyceae, Chlamydomonadales, Astrephomenaceae. The record is from the annotation of a GenBank genome assembly.